This is a messenger RNA of Drosophila miranda, 1481 nucleotides long. RefSeq lists its product as uncharacterized. Gene Ontology annotation, biological process: arachidonate secretion; lipid catabolic process; phospholipid metabolic process. Gene Ontology annotation, molecular function: A2-type glycerophospholipase activity; calcium ion binding. The record is from RefSeq and is a predicted model, not a curated record. Bases 300 to 1457 code for a protein of 385 amino acids. NCBI's taxonomy places the organism in Eukaryota, Metazoa, Arthropoda, Insecta, Diptera, Drosophilidae. The transcript has 2 exons.
UUUUCAGCUUCUUUUUGCCAUUAACACGAUUUUGAACAGUCUGUAUUUGAGUUUUUCUAUGUACUCGACUCGUAUUGUUGUUGUCCGUCUGCCCGUCUGCUCGUCUGUCUGUCUGUCUGGCUGGGUGGAGUACUUAGCCGCGGACAGUUGAAUUGUCCGACUACCGCAUUUCGCCGACCGGGGCAGGCAGCUUCAAUUUUUGAUUGGAGCUCGACUCGUGCGGUUCGCGGUCGGUGGCGCAUGCGCAAAAAAAAAUCAUUUUGUUCGUAACGCGAAUUCGACUCCAGUUCCUGGACAACAUGUUGUGGAUAUUAUUGGUAUCGCCGGCGGCGCUGUCGCUGCUGCCCAUGCUGCUCAAUUAUCGCGGAGUUGUGGCAAAUGUCACGGUAAUGGAUGACAUUAGGAACGCCUUCAGAGGCGUCACCAACGACACCGAGCUGCUGAACCACAUUAUACCGGAAAUGUACGGUUCAAGUAUGCGCAGUGCGAAUCCCACCUUUGUCUUCAGAAUGCCCACCCGUGGCAGCGGUGAUGGCUUCGAGCUGCUCACCAUGCAGCGUUCUGAUUUCGCAGAACCAAUCUUUCCCAAUAUCACCGAAAUAUCAGCCACGACCAGCACGGCUCCCUUGGCCGCUGAACCGCCGGAAACGAAUGUGAAGACCAGCCUGGUGACCUCGCCCCACGCCGAAUGGCAGCAAAUGGGUCUGGAAGGAUGGUCGGGCGAACUGAAGCCUCCUCUUCCCUGGCUGGAGCAGAGCCACAAGGACACUCAUCCAGCGAUUAGCUGGCAGAAUACAUAUCCUCGCGAUGAGAUACUCCUGGAUCUGAAGAACAAGCACUUCGAUGGCCGCGUGACCGACAUACGGGUCAUAGCUGCCACAAGUGGCAGGCCUGCGGAGAUGGAGGAUCUGAUGAACGGACAGAACGUGUAUAUUGCGCGGGUGAACGAUCCCUUUGGCUACUCCAUGAAGUGGACGUUCAACAAUGCCAGCAGCCAGAAGCCGGGUCCAGACCCAGAGCCUUUGGAAGAGCAAAAAAUGGCCGUGGAUCGUGGCAAACGGGAUGUGGCCAAGCUGUACUCCAUGAUCAAAUGCUCGACGGGCUGCGAUCCGCUGAUAUACAAGGGAUACGGCUGCUAUUGUGGCUUCGGUGGCCACGGAGUGCCCGCCGAUGGCAUCGAUCGAUGCUGUCGUCUCCACGACAAAUGCUACGGCCAGAGCAACUGCAUCUCCUACUUGGAGUACUUUGUCCCGUACGUGUGGAAGUGCUAUCGGGGCAAGCCCCUGUGCGCCGUCGAUCACGGCGAGUGGGGGGGUCCCGACUCCUGUGCGGCCCGUCUCUGCCAGUGCGAUCUGCGGCUCUCGCGAUGUCUCAAGAAGUACUACUGUCCCAAGCGAAGGUCCAUUUGCCACUCAUCCCGAUCGCGACGCUUGCAAAAUUUAAUAUUCUUCGAUUAGUUAAAUGUUAGGCUUUAUUGUUGA